Molecule: messenger RNA, 2097 nt
Organism: Larimichthys crocea (large yellow croaker)
Lineage: Eukaryota; Metazoa; Chordata; Actinopteri; Sciaenidae
Gene: chmp6b
Product: charged multivesicular body protein 6b
Exons: 8
Coding region: 322-939 (205 amino acids)
Biological process (GO): late endosome to vacuole transport via multivesicular body sorting pathway; vesicle budding from membrane
Cellular component (GO): multivesicular body; ESCRT III complex
Source: RefSeq, a predicted model, not a curated record
UUGCAGUUCCUCUCCGCGGCCACAGGGGGCGCUCUGUUUGUUUACAUCUUGUAUUAUUUUAUUUAACAUUUAAUCUGACUGGAUCUUUUUUAAUUCAUCUCAAUCCGACACAAUCAUCCGGACCUGUUAACAUAAGCUCCUUCAGGUUCUGGUUCCGGCUCGGUGUGUCCCUGUCCGCUCGCCGUCCGUCCUGUGGGUGUGGACAGAGACGUAAUGGCGGCGCGGCUCUGCUAACAGCUGAGGUUCUGCUGCUGGUUCUGCUGCUGGUUCUGGUUCUGCUGCUGGUUCUGCUGCUGGUCGGAGCUGGGAUGCUGAGUCAGGAUGGGAAACCUGUUCGGAAAGAAGAAACCGAGCCGAGUGACGGAGCAAGACAAGGCGGUGCUGCAACUGAAGCAGCAGAGAGAUAAACUGCGGCAGUACCAGAAGAGGAUCCACCUGCAGCUGGAGAAGGAGAGGCGUCUGGCCAAGCAGCUGCUCAAAGAUGGGAAGAAAGAGAAGGCUCUCCUCCUGCUGAAGAAGAAGCGUUACCAGGAUCAACUUCUGGACAAGACGGAGAACCAGAUCGGGAACCUGGAGCGCAUGGUUCAAGACCUGGAGUUCGCCCAGAUCGAAAAGAAAGUCAUCGACGGGCUGAAGGUUGGAAAUGAAUGUCUGAAGAAGAUGCACGAGGUGAUGUCCAUCGAAGAAGUGGAACGAAUUCUGGAUGAAACUCAAGACUCGAUCGAGUAUCAGAGGCAAAUAGACGAGAUGCUGGCAGGUUCGUUAUCGCAGGAGGACGAAGACGCCGUGCUGGCCGAGCUGGAGGCCAUAACUCAGGGAGACGCUGAGCUUCCCGACGUUCCCUCAGACGAGCUGCCAGAAGUCCCAGCAGCCUCCGAGGAGAAACCAGAGAGGGAUCGUCCCAGGAAGAAGCCAGAGCGAGAGCUCCUCGCAGCGUAGAUCUCCUCGCAGCGUAGACCUCUUCGCAGCGUAGACCUCCUCCACAUAAAGCUUCAACCACACAAACAUUCAGAGAAGCAGCCGCUCUCAGAUUCUGAGCUUCCUCCACGUCAUCCAGCCGCUGCUCGUCCUCGUCGCCUGAAGGUGAUCGGGACCGCCUCAUGAUGGAGGAGCGCUGAUUUGAACCACAUGACCUGUGACAUCACAUAAUCGUGCCUAACCUGCGUUUUUAAUCAUUGUACGUUUAAGUUAAAUGCAUGUAUGUACUCACUGUAAUUCACCCUGAUUGCUGAUUGUCGGUUCAUCUACAGUCUGUGAAGGGUCACUUCAUCAGAUCAUCCUGUUAGUGUCUGUCUGCUGUGACUAAACAUGCAACCAAACGAACCAAUCAAUAACAUAAAGAGGUUUCCAGUCUUUCAUGGUUUUAUUUGUGCUUCAGAUACUGAAAGAUGACUCGGCAGAAUCUCGCUCCAGCGUCACACUCGCACGUAAUCCAGAUUAAACCUGUUCACCACCAAAUCAAACGUAAAGGAUCAUUUGAAAUUCUUGUCUUUGCGUUCAUUCGUCAGGAUAUCAUUGAUGGAGAAAGAAGACGUUUAAUUCAAAUUUAAACUCUGCUGACAGACGGCGGUGGGAUGUUUGAGUGAAGCGACCCUUCAAGGCUGACGUAGUGAAAACAUGAACACGCCUUCUCUGCCUCAGCCGGCGAGCUUUGCUUUUAUUUGGAACUUUUUCCAGAGCACCCAAACAUCUGCGUCUGAUUCACAGAAUAUUCUCCGUCUGACCCUUUUCAAGCUGCGUAACUAAUCCAGUCCUGUGGAUUAGUUGAGUGUCAUUGAAGAAAGGGCUAAAACCCAGACAACACCUGUUAAUCUCUUCAAGGUAGAAAGAACCUGACAGAACCUGAAUCUGUUCCCCACACGGGGCUGUAAUUCAUUCACCGUGCUCAGAUUGGCUCGUUAGACUGCAGCAUGAACGAUGACCUACAUUCAGGCUGCAGCUCGUGUAUCUGAAGAUCUAUCUAACUAAUCUGUAAAUCACUUAAUCUCAGACAGAAAACACAGACGACUAACGCUGUCAGUCACUUCACCAGGUCAGCCUCUGCAGAUGACUGAACCUCUGUGUAUUCUUUUUACAAUAAAAGUUUUUUUAAUCGUC